AUGGCCCUCAGGUACCCAGCACGUGCCACCCCACCCCACCCCACCACCAGGAUACCCAAGAGAAAGGCCCGCUCUGCCAAGGAGGAGCCCAAGAGGAAGUCGGCAAGGUUGUCAGCCAAACCUGUUCCUGCAAAAGUGGAAACGAAGCCAAAAAAGGCUGCAAAAAAGGAUAAAUCUGCAGACAAAAAAAUGCAAGCAAAAGGGAAAAGGGGAGCACAGGGAAAGCAGGCCGAAGUGGCUGACCAGGAACCUAAAGAAGGUUUUCUACCUGCAGAAAAGGGAGAAAUUAAAAUCCAGGAGAGUCCAGCCUCCGAUGAAGCAAGAGAGAAAGAAGCCAUGUCUGAAAUAUCAUAG
This is a messenger RNA of Eptesicus fuscus (big brown bat), 354 nucleotides long. Its product is annotated as non-histone chromosomal protein HMG-14-like. Lineage: Eukaryota; Metazoa; Chordata; Mammalia; Chiroptera; Vespertilionidae. The coding region runs from base 1 to 354 and encodes 117 amino acids. The transcript has a single exon. The record is from RefSeq and is a predicted model, not a curated record. Gene Ontology annotation, cellular component: chromatin; nucleus. Gene Ontology annotation, biological process: chromatin organization. Gene Ontology annotation, molecular function: nucleosomal DNA binding.